AUGACAGCCCAUCAACCACCUCCCCUCGCGGACAUCUGCGUACUCGAAUUCGCAGGCCUAGCACCCGGCCCCUUCGCCGGCAUGCUCCUAGCCGACUACGGCGCCACAGUCCUCCGCCUCGACCGCGCCCCCGCGGCACCUACAUCGGACCAGCUCACGCGCCGCAAAACCUCGAUAUGCGUGAACCUAAAGUCGCCUGCGGGCCUCGCCCUCAUUAAAAAACUUAUCCCCAAAGUCGACGUAAUCAUCGACCCCUUCCGCCCCGGCGUGCUCGAAAAAGCCGGCCUAGACCCCGAAACCGUGCUCUUGAAGCUCAAUCCCCGCCUCAUCGUAGCGCGCAUGACGGGCUUCCGACGCGACGGUAAAUACAGCAAAAUGGCAGGUCACGAUAUAAACUACAUUGCUGUGUCAGGCGUGCUAUCGAUGUUUGGGCGGAAGGGCGAGAAGCCGUAUCCGCCGGGCAAUGUGGUUGGAGAUUUUGCGGGCGGUGGUGCCAUGUGUGUACUGGGUAUCUUGCUUGCGCUGCUUGCGCGCGAACGCAGUGGGUUUGGACAGGUAGUGGAGGCGAAUAUGGUGGAUGGGAGUGCCAUAUUAGCGACGAUGCCGCGGUUGGGGACUAAAACGGCGGUUUGGAAGGGUGAACGCGGGACGAAUAUGUUGGAUGGUGGGGCGCCGUUUUAUGAUACUUAUGAGACUAAGGAUGGGGGGUACAUGGCUGUUGGGGCGAUUGAACCACAGUUUUGGGCUGCGCUGCUGAGGGGGAUGGGGUUGAAGGCUGAGGAUUUACCGGGGAGUAGGGAGGAUAAGGCGGAUUGGCCGCGGUUGAAAGAGUUUUUUGCGAGCGAGUUUAGGAAGAGGACGAGGGGAGAGUGGGAGGAGGUUUUUGAUGGGACGGAUGCUUGUUGUACACCUGUGUUUACCCAGGCGGACUUGGAGAGCCAGGGGUUCGAUCAGAGACCGGCUGUUACGCUCAAGUCGAGUCCUGGGUAUGCUAUUCAUGAGGGUGAUUAUGAGAGAGAGGCGGCGGUGGGACAGGGGAUUGGAUGGGAAGGUGGCGGAUGGAGUGAGAAGGGACUUGAGCCGGGUAACGGAGGAGAGGAGACGCUGAGUAUAUGGAUGGGGUGGACUAAGGGGAGGCAGUAUGUUGAGCAAGAUGGUGGCCUGGUGUGGAAGGAUACGGCGAAGUUGUAG
This is a messenger RNA of Pyrenophora tritici-repentis Pt-1C-BFP, 1191 nucleotides long. Its product is annotated as CaiB, acyl-CoA transferase-carnitine dehydratase. The record is from RefSeq and is a predicted model, not a curated record. Lineage: Eukaryota; Fungi; Ascomycota; Dothideomycetes; Pleosporales; Pleosporaceae. Gene Ontology annotation, molecular function: catalytic activity.